Molecule: messenger RNA, 822 nt
Organism: Callorhinchus milii (elephant shark)
Lineage: Eukaryota; Metazoa; Chordata; Chondrichthyes; Chimaeriformes; Callorhinchidae
Product: NPC intracellular cholesterol transporter 2
Exons: 4
Coding region: 92-556 (154 amino acids)
Biological process (GO): cholesterol efflux; intracellular cholesterol transport
Molecular function (GO): cholesterol binding
Source: RefSeq, a predicted model, not a curated record
GGCACAGUCACGAGGGCGGGGCCGGGCCCUGAUAAAGCUGCCGUGUGACCGUCACCGCCUCCCGCUCCACAGCCGCUCCGCACCGCGCGCCAUGCAGCCCCCGGGCCCCCUGACCGCUGCCCUGACCCUCACACUCACCCUCUGGGCCGCGCUCGGGGCCGCGGAGCCGCUCAGAUUCUUCGACUGCGGUUCCUCUGUUGGAAACAUUAGUAUUGUGGAUGUCUCGCCCUGCCCAAGUCAGCCAUGUGUACUUCACAAAGGUCAAACAUACAAAGUGAAUGUUACCUUUACUAGCAAAGCUGCAAGUCAAACGAGCAAAGCUGUAGUUCAUGGUGUCCUAGCCAAAUUGCCAAUUCCCUUUCCUAUUCCAAACAAUGAUGGCUGUAAAUCUGGAAUUGUCUGCCCUAUCAAGAAGGAUCAGAAAUACAACUACAUCAAUGCCCUACCAGUGAAAAGUGAUUACCCAUCAAUCAAGUUGCUUGUUCAAUGGGAGCUGAAGGAUGAUGCUGGACAGGAUUUCUUUUGCUGGAAGAUUCCAGUCCGGAUUUCUGAUUAAACUCAAUAUCUUGCUACACCAGUUGAUUAAAGAAUGCACUUUGGGUACCAUGGAGCUAUAUUGACUGUUCCUGGAUUUUUUUUAUUUGGACAAAUUUAAACCAAAAUACAUCUUUGUAACAUGGAAUUUCUUAACUUUUUUCAAAAUGCAUUUUGCAUUAAUGUGUAACUUUCUACAUCUGCAUUUCAGAUUGAUCUAUACCUGACCUUUAUGCAAUUUUUUUUAUAAACUAACCUCAAUGGAUUAUUAAAGAAAUCUACUUUUAA